Seriola dumerili (greater amberjack) is the source of this 490-nucleotide messenger RNA. RefSeq names its product ring-box 1 (gene rbx1). The record is from RefSeq and is a predicted model, not a curated record. Lineage: Eukaryota; Metazoa; Chordata; Actinopteri; Carangiformes; Carangidae. Gene Ontology annotation, biological process: protein ubiquitination; ubiquitin-dependent protein catabolic process. Gene Ontology annotation, cellular component: cullin-RING ubiquitin ligase complex; nucleus. The transcript is spliced from 5 exons. Gene Ontology annotation, molecular function: ubiquitin protein ligase activity; cullin family protein binding; zinc ion binding. Bases 33 to 359 code for a protein of 108 amino acids.
CAUAUUCGUUACACCAAACUUCGCCAUUCAAGAUGGCAGCAGCUAUGGAUGUAGAUACACCGAGCGGCACAAACAGCGGAGCAAGCAAGAAGCGAUUUGAAGUAAAGAAGUGGAAUGCUGUGGCGCUGUGGGCCUGGGACAUUGUGGUGGAUAACUGUGCUAUCUGUCGAAACCACAUCAUGGAUCUCUGUAUAGAGUGCCAGGCCAACCAAGCUUCUGCAACUUCUGAGGAGUGCACUGUAGCCUGGGGUGUCUGCAAUCAUGCCUUCCAUUUCCACUGUAUUUCUCGCUGGCUGAAAACGAGACAGGUGUGUCCUCUGGACAACAGGGAGUGGGAGUUUCAGAAAUAUGGACACUAGCUGUGUUAUUGUCAAUCCCUUUCUUGGCUUCUACAAGCAUCAUCAUUACUUCCUCUCUGUUCCCUCUCUAAUCCUAGUUGUUGUUGUUUUACACCCACAUCUCUGUUUUGGUUUGUUGUAAGUACAGAAAU